AUGGCCCAAGCAAUCAGGAGCGCCCUCCCCGACCGCCUCAAGCCUUCCAACGGCGACGAGGCCGAGUUUGCCCAGAGGCACCAUGGCAAGACUAGGUCUCACAUGGCCUUCGAGAACACCUCCACAAGCAUCGCCGCCGCCCAGAUGCGCAAUGCCCUCACACAGCUUGCCGAGACAGUCAAGGAUCCCAGCCAGAAGAAGCUCUUCGAGACCGAGAUGGACAACUUCUUCUCUCUCUUCCGCCGCUACCUGAACGACAAGGCCAAGGGCAACGAGGUCAACUGGGACCGCAUUCGUCCUCCUGCCCCUCACCAGAUCGUCGACUACGAGAGCCUCGCUAACAACGACUCGGUCGGCUUCCUUAACAAGCUUGCCGUCCUCAAGCUCAACGGUGGUCUCGGUACCUCCAUGGGCUGCGUCGGCCCCAAGUCUGUUAUCGAGGUCCGUGAUGGCAUGUCCUUCCUCGACAUGUCCGUCCGCCAGGUUGAGCACCUCAACCGCACCUAUGGCUCCAACGUGCCCAUCCUCCUCAUGAACUCGUUCAACACCGAUGAGGACACUGCUGCCAUCAUCAAGAAGUACGAGGGUCACAAUGUCGACAUCCUCACCUUCAACCAGUCCCGUUACCCCAGAAUCUACAAGGACUCCCUCCUCCCCGUCCCCAAGUCCUUUGACUCUCCUCUCCACGACUGGUACCCUCCCGGCCACGGUGACGUUUUCGAGUCUCUCUACAACUCGGGUAUCCUCGACAAGCUUAUUGAGCGCGGUAUCGAGAUCAUCUUCCUCUCCAACGCCGACAACCUCGGUGCCGUCGUCGACCUCCGCAUCCUCCAGCACAUGGUCGAGACCGAUGCCGAGUACAUUAUGGAGCUUACCAACAAGACCAAGGCCGACGUCAAGGGUGGCACCAUCAUCGACUACGAGGGCUCCGUCCGUCUCCUCGAGAUCGCCCAGGUCCCCAAGGAGCACGUCAACGAGUUCAAGUCCAUCAAGAAGUUCAAGUACUUCAACACCAACAACAUCUGGAUGAACGUCCAGGCCGUCAAGCGUGUCGUUGAAAACAACGAGCUCGAGCUCGACAUCAUUCCCAACAGCAAGACCAUCCCCGGCGACAAGAAGGGCGAGUCCGAUAUCAGCAUUCUCCAGCUCGAGACCGCCGUCGGUGCCGCCAUCAAGCACUUCAAGAACGCCCACGGUGUCAACGUGCCCCGUCGCCGCUUCUUGCCCGUCAAGACCUGCUCCGACCUGAUGCUCGUCAAGUCGGAUCUCUACACCGUCAAGCACGGCCAGCUCCAAAUGAGCUCGGCCCGCUUCGGCGACGCUCCCCUGAUCAAGCUCGGUAACGACUUCAAGAAGGUGUCGGACUUCCAGAAGCGCAUCCCCAGCAUCCCCAAGAUCAUCGAGCUUGACCACCUCACCAUUACCGGUGCCGUCAACCUCGGCCGUGGCGUCACCCUCAAGGGCACCGUCAUUAUCGUGGCUACUGAGGGCCAGACCAUUGACGUUCCUCCCGGAUCCAUCCUCGAGAACGUUGUCGUCCAGGGUAGCUUGCGUCUCCUUGAGCACUAA
Messenger RNA from Neurospora tetraspora, 1569 nucleotides. RefSeq names its product UTP-glucose-1-phosphate uridylyltransferase. Bases 1 to 1569 code for a protein of 522 amino acids. Lineage: Eukaryota; Fungi; Ascomycota; Sordariomycetes; Sordariales; Sordariaceae. The transcript is spliced from 3 exons. Gene Ontology annotation, cellular component: cytoplasm. The record is from RefSeq and is a predicted model, not a curated record. Gene Ontology annotation, biological process: UDP-alpha-D-glucose metabolic process; glycogen metabolic process. Gene Ontology annotation, molecular function: UTP:glucose-1-phosphate uridylyltransferase activity.